Messenger RNA from Trichomonas vaginalis G3, 879 nucleotides. Its product is annotated as RNA-binding domain, RBD family-containing protein. The record is from RefSeq and is a predicted model, not a curated record. Gene Ontology annotation, molecular function: nucleic acid binding. Lineage: Eukaryota; Parabasalia; Trichomonadida; Trichomonadidae. The transcript has a single exon. Bases 1 to 879 code for a protein of 292 amino acids.
AUGAAUGGAACAAUAUUUACAUUGAACGAUUCUAUUGAUACCACAACAAGCUAUACAGAUGAGCUAAACAAAGAUUUAGGACCCGUUUGUAAAUAUAUCGUAAUUUAUCAACAUCCAUUAAAUCAGAAGAGAGCAUUCGAACUUCAAAAUACUGUUGAAGACACGCUAAGAGUUGAAAUCGAUGAUAUUACGAUUUUCAAGCAUCCAAAUGGCGAAAAUUUAGGUAUUUCUUCAAUUGAAUUUUCCAAAGAAGUUCCAAUAUCACAAUUAAACUUACUUGAAAAAGAAAAAAUUAACCAAAUUUGUGCUUUUAAGACAAGGUCUGAAUACGAGCAAUUCAUGAAUAUUCACUCUCUUGAUCGUUUAGAACUGAUCAAAUUUAAGAGCGGCAGGACCCCAUUAGUUUACAUAGGUAAUUUCAACGGCUCUGCAGACGACUUGAGACAAAUGUUAAGACAAUUUGGCACAAUUACACUUGUCAGAGAGUUAAAAGCUAAAAACAUUACUUAUUUCAUUGCUUACUUUGAGCAAGAGACAUCAGCUAGCUUUGCAGUCCAAACUUUGAACCAACAAAUAAUAAAUUCACAGAGCGUCCUCUGCCGUUCAUUUUACUCCAAUGCUUACCAAGAUUUCUUUGCUGUACGUGGCGCAUUAGAUGCCGAAAGCCUCAAAUCAUUGUUAUCCGACUAUGGAAAUAUCAAAUCAUUCCAAGAAGUCCAGGAUGGCGAGUCAGUUACAUAUAUCAUAUCAAUGGAGUCAGAAGAAAUCAACAAAGCCUGCUGCAUGCUCUUAAACGGAAUCAAAUUGGGUCAUUCCAAAUUUAAGACAUUCUUUGUCGACAAGCAACGUUUCUUGAGUUCACGCAACCAAAGGAUAUAA